Messenger RNA from Aspergillus ibericus CBS 121593, 4547 nucleotides. RefSeq lists its product as uncharacterized. The record is from RefSeq and is a predicted model, not a curated record. The transcript is spliced from 2 exons. Lineage: Eukaryota; Fungi; Ascomycota; Eurotiomycetes; Eurotiales; Aspergillaceae. The coding region runs from base 189 to 4313 and encodes 1374 amino acids.
GCAGCAUUCAAUGAACAUGCGACAAUCAUGAAUAUUCCUACCUAUCUCAGAGCACUGCUAAUGGAGUAAAAGCGGAGGGCUCCGUAUUUACGUACACUGACCAAACCCUCAUAUCCGUUAAAUCCAUCCUCAGACUAUGGGGCGCUCUACCAAAGCACUCACCUUUCUUGGCCUGUUUCUAGAUCCUCAUGAUGAGCUCCACAGAGAUCUGGAUCACAUCCGUACUUGAGAGGUGUCUCACUGCCUACGGUCGAGGCCCGGCUGACACAUACGAGUGUGAAGAUGACGGUAACAGCCUUCGUUUCUCCGCCCCUGCUCAGUACUCGGCUCUGAUAUACAACUGGACGGAACAGGCAAAAACGCCCACCCUGACCCUGACCGAUUCGACAACACAAAUCGAGGCGGUUCUGGCACCAGAGGCGUUAAAGGAAUACGGGAAAACCUCCCCGGAACAUCCCUUGAGCAGGGAUGUGGCUCGGGGGUACUACAUUCAACUGCUGGAGUUUCAGAUAGUUCUGGAGUAUUUCACGGUUGAGCCGAAAGUCCACCUCUACGUCCAAAGCUUUGACAUUGACUGGCACCGGGGCAAGAUCAAGUCGGCCCCACAGGGCAAGUUUGUUAAUAAAAACGCUUCUGUCAAGAAGUUGAUGCAGCAUGCCUUCAGGCAAGCCAAAGGCCCUGAACCGCGGGAGGUACAUAGUGAGCGAUUCGAUGACACUUUCGGGUCACAGGCCUACCAGGGCCCUGCCUCGCAGGACAUUCUUAUGUCUCAAAUACCUUCCAUUAUCCCUGCUAGAAGCCCAGUCGCCCAUCGUUCAUCAAUCAGCAGUUCUAUAAUUACAAAUAAGUUGCUGGGUAACCCCGGACUGCAAUCUGCGACAUCGGAUGGUCGGUCCCCGCAGCAGAUGAAAUGGACUGUUCCCGAAUUCAGUAAUGACAAGGUGCACACACUACUAGGGACGAAGGCUGCAGAGCAGCUUCGAAGUAGGCAAGACAGUGAUGAGAUGACCAAAGCACCCGAUCCCAUUACUGGUCGGCGAAAUUCGUCAGCCACUAGUCCCGGGACGCAUGGAAAUUCUAGGGAGACGGGCAAACCAGAGGCACUUGUUCAACGGCCGAGCACUGAGCGCGAAGUGCUAGCUGACGGAGCCGUUCAUAAAGCGUCUUGUGCGGCAGAAAUGUCACAUCACGUAACCACAGAAUCUGGGACAACAUCUUCCCCCUCUCAGGAAAUAAACUCUGAUAAGCCAUCAUUUGGGGUGACCAAAUCCCGGGGGAAUCCGUGUGCCAGCAAUACUGACCCUUGGCAUGGCAUGACAAGAAUUCGACGCAGGGAUGUCCAGAUCCCAAAGGAGCAAGCUGAAUUGCUAGAACAGCAUAGGCGCCGCUGGAUACCACCCUCUCCGGGAGAGAGCACUCCGCAAGGACAUGUGCCGCCCCGGCUCCUUGAUCAAUGGAAUAAAAUCGCGCUGCGAAGGAGCCACAUGGCCAGAGACCAGCAAUCUAUGGACGUGGGAUCUGAACCACUUGAGACUCACGAGCCUCUGCCUAGUCGCCCUAGCCCUACACCUCAAAUGGAUUCGGAUUCAGACGGCGAGCCCUUGACGUCACAAUGGUCAAGUUCACCAGAAAAAGCGCCUCGUUCACGUCAAGUCUUGCCAGAAGAUAGUAGUCCAGUACGUGGUAGGGCCCUUCGAAAGGAAGAGCCACUUGACGGAAAGCAAAAACAGCCGCCGGGGAGAGCUAGCGUGAACCCUACCUAUGGCAACCAAGUUGGACCGCAUUCGAUUUCCAUGGACCGAGAGGCUUCCAGGGGUGCAGCCUCCAGCAGGAAGAAUCGGUUGCUAAACAAAGAUGAUGUCUCUCAAUUGGAAGACAAACCCAAUAUUUACGGCCUUCAGGACGAAUCCGAUGCUGAAAGCGACGACUCGGUGAUGGACACGUCUGUCCCGUGUCCACUUGGAGGUGACAUACAGCAAAGCCAGGUCACCAGCCAUUCGGAACAGGCAAUCACGAGCUCUGGCCUGUCGCUUUCUGGGGCUUCUGUCCACGGACAUGUACAGGUAGUGGACACGCCAGACACCAAUCGUCAUCGUUCAACAGAUCUUGCUGCUGAAGUUCCUGAAUUGCAAGCCCGUCAUUCUGAGCUGUCAUCUGAGGCAGCUAAGUGGUCAUCUCAGUCACGAAUCCAAAACACAUAUGUCAGUAGUGGUUCUAAAGGCAACUCAUCGCAGGAUAAGCCCGAUACGCAUCGAGCAGAUGGGAGGGCAGUUCCUCAUGACAUCAAUAUGAAUGGUACUCAAGUCAUCAGCGGCAGCUUGCCCACGAAUGGUUCCACGGAACGUACGACAUCCGAUGUGUCAAUGGAUUCUUCUGCUCCACGAGUUCAGCCCGGCGUUUCCAACAAUGUGCCGGAACAUCAAUCACAAGCGUCGAAUCAGUCUUCUUCAUACCGAGAAAUACCUUCGUCGAUACCAUCAGAGACCGGAGAGGAGGCACCGACGGAUAUGGAGACGCGGAAGAUGUCAGCCAAACAUGCUGCAAUUCCGCCCACCAAACGCCGGGCUUCCGAGAUGGAGCAUGAGCAGCUGUCCCCCGCAAAACGACCUAAAAUCCAGCGAAAUCGAGAAUCAACCGAGGAACCAGUGUUGAAUGUAGUGGUUCGUCGAGAGAGCUACAUCAGUCACUCCGCCCAAAAAUGGGAAGCGCAAAGGGUCUAUGAGAAGUUUCGACGAGACUAUCCCAACUACUUGGGGGACUUUGACCACUUUGUCAUGGUUUGCUCGAAGCUCUACGCCGUUCGCUCCAGGGGCCGCCUACAGCGAUCUUUCCUGUGGGAUGACUUUAUAAUCAAGCACCUUGAGGAAUACUCACUCUAUCUUGAGCAGUGUCUUUCGGCUGAUACUAAGUCUCUGGUAUAUGAAGAAUUCUUCUCGGCAACUUGCAUUAAACCUUCUUACAAGAAACGGAGCCUCACCGCACAUGGAAUCGAUAUCAGCGCGGCGCAGUACGUCCCCGACAAUCAGGCCAAUGCGCCUAGUAUGGAUGCUUUGCCUAACAAGCCAAGUACCUCCUUCACGGGGAGUUUGAUCGAGCGAUUCACUAACUUCCACGCACAUUCGUUCACCGGGACCCAGGACACUCAGUCCGAUGCAGAUAUGGAAUACAUGUCAUGCUUUAUGUCGUCCCCCACAGUCCAGACAAAGGCCAGGCGUGCCAUCAAUGAACCUGGAAGUCUCACGGUAAUGGCAGGGAAACCUAUGGAUGUGGACUCGACACCGGAACAAUCCGCAGGGCAUGAGACUGAGCCUGCGUCGGAUGGCCAAACAGCUGUACAACACACAACGGUUGAUUCCGAGCAACCAUCGCAAUUUUCCGCCUCCCAGAGCGAGCUUUAUUACGAACUUGCAGACCCAGCUGCGGAUGAAGACUCCCCAUCGGUACAAUUAGAGCAGCACCUUAAGUCUACCGUGGAAGAAAGCGAGUUUGACCUUCGUAAGAAAGGAUCAAGUAUGGAUCAAUCUUUUGCAAUGAUAGUGGAACAACCACUCAGCCCCGAUCCUGUGCAAAGCGAAGUUGAUCACAUAGAGAGUUCUCCAGCUGCGCACGACCACUCUCAAGCGGAAGAUCUAGACUCUUAUGUCCAAAGUCAGGUGGAGGAGGAUUAUACCAUGCGCGAGCAACCCAUGGUCGACCUGGACUCUAGUAUCCCGGAGAGCCUCACCGAAAACCGAUUCCUGGGUCUGCAUGAUCAAUCUAGGGAUAUAGACUUGGGCUCCAGUAUACCCGAGAGUGAAGCCGGAGGAACAAACCCAGCAAUGAUCGAACAAGUCGAAGCUCUAGAACCUGGACAACCCUCGGAAUCUAUGAUCAUACGGGAUUCGACCGAAUCCGACCUCGAGACAGCAUUCAGCCCCGAAAACAAGUCCACGGCGCCAGAACCACACCACCCAGUCUCCUUUCCCCCCGAUAGCGAGGCCGGGUUUGACCCCGAGGACGAAGACGAAGACGAAGACAUGAAUGACGAAACGCACGAAACAGCCAGCAUCGAGCUCGGCGAAGACACGCAACCCGCGGACGCUCAAUUGGCGUCGGACACCGACUCCGAUGCCGAAAGCGGCAACGAGAACUGGUUCCUGUCCUUGCGACACAUCCGUCCCACGAGCCCUGUCUGGUCCGAUGACCCUAACACGCCCUUUAAACAAUGGGCCCGAGCAGACCAGAACGUACUCUCGGAACGCAACCGACGAGGCGGCGCAUAUCUGCCUGUCGAUGAGAAGGGCGUGAUCCAGCGUCCUGGGUAUCGGCAAUGAUUGCAGACGUCUGUCUCAUUUACUGCCUACAUUCAUAUCUGGAGUGAUUUCUACCUUCUUCGUCUGUUUUAUUAUUGUUACCAUCAUUUUCCUAUCUAUUGAAUCGGAACAUACUCAACGGAUAUACGGUUAUGCGCAUGAUGAUAUCCCAGUCGGUUUUCUUUGCUUUUAUUCCUAGGUGUGGCUAUCAUGACGGGACUGUAUUAUCUCAAAAUCAAAAGGACAUGAGAAUGU